UUUAAUUAUGAUUUGACUUUUAUAGGUUACCUAGAAAUUAAUUAAUUGUCAUGUUUAAUGAAUAUUUAUGUUUAUUAUUGUUAUCAUUUAAUUAGUUUUUAGUAUCUUUUUAUAAACCAAUAUGGCAAGUACUACGGAAUUAAUAGCAUCAAGAAACUUUCCUACAUUAAAAAACGAUAGAAUUUUAAAAGUAAUUAGGGGUGAAUUGCCUGAUAAACUUCCAGUAUGGAUAAUGCGUCAGGCUGGACGUUACCUUCCAGAAUUUCAAGAUUUUCGUAAGAAACAUGACUUCUUUAAAAUUUGUCAGUCCCCUUCAUUAGCCUGUGAAGUAACUUUACUGCCUAUAAGGCGGUAUGAUUUGGAUGCAGCGAUUAUUUUCAGUGACAUUCUUGUAAUACCCCAAGCUCUGGGUAUGGAAGUUAAAAUGGAACCAGGACUUGGUCCAGUUUUACCGCACCCUUUAACAGUAGACGGAAUUCCUGAUCUAAAGGUAGAUGGAGCUAUUCAGCGGUUAAAAUAUGUUGGAGAAGCUAUUACAUUAACUAGACAUAAAUUAGAAGGAAAAGUGCCUUUGUUUGGCUUUUCAGGAGCACCUUGGACAUUAAUGGGAUACAUGAUUGAAGGAGGAGGCUCUAAAACACUUUCAAAAGCAAAGAAAUGGUUAUAUGCCCAUUCCAAAGAGUCUCAUCAAUUGUUGGAACUGUUAACUGAUGUAAUUAUUGAUUAUCUUGUAAUGCAAGGUGAAGCUGGAGCACAAAUAUUACAAGUUUUUGAUUCAAGUGCUGAAUAUUUAAACAGAGGCUUAUACAGAGAAUUUGCACUCCCAUAUCUCAAAAGGAUUAGAGAACAAGUUCGCUUAAAAUUGGCAGAUAAGAAUUUAGAAAACAUUCCAAUGGUGUUAUUUGCAAAAGGGGCUGGAUUUUCCUUACGAGACCAAGCUCAAUUAGGAUACGAAGUUUUAGGAAUAGAUUGGACAACAGACCCUGCAGAGGCAAGAGAAGCUGUUAGUUGUAACAAGAAUAUAGUGUUACAAGGUAAUUUAGACCCUUGUGCCUUAUAUGCUCCACCAGCAGCAUUGAAGAACUACACUAAUACUAUGAUUAAACAAUUUGGAACCAAAAAUUAUAUUGUAAACUUGGGUCAUGGAAUUUAUCCAGAUGCCAAUGUUGAUAACGUUGAAGUAUUUGUUAAUGCUGUACAUGAGUACCCAAUUUAAUUCUAAGUGAAAAUUAGUGCUUAUUUUGAGGUUUUAAAAAUAAAGGACCAAAAAAAAUACCUAUGUUUAGUUUUGGAUGAUUUUCA
Messenger RNA from Agrilus planipennis (emerald ash borer), 1302 nucleotides. RefSeq names its product uroporphyrinogen decarboxylase. The transcript has 6 exons. Gene Ontology annotation, molecular function: uroporphyrinogen decarboxylase activity. The record is from RefSeq and is a predicted model, not a curated record. The coding region runs from base 122 to 1216 and encodes 364 amino acids. Gene Ontology annotation, biological process: heme biosynthetic process. Gene Ontology annotation, cellular component: cytosol. Lineage: Eukaryota; Metazoa; Arthropoda; Insecta; Coleoptera; Buprestidae.